This is a messenger RNA of Ostertagia ostertagi, 276 nucleotides long. The record is from the annotation of a GenBank genome assembly. Lineage: Eukaryota; Metazoa; Nematoda; Chromadorea; Rhabditida; Trichostrongylidae.
AUGGCAACCGUUAAGUACGGCACGAAUAUGAUUGAAAUCGCCAUGCAAAACACCGACAUAGAGGAGAUGAAGCCACUCGAUCCUUCAUCAAACCCACUCUUCAGCGAGCAUGUCUAUCUGGGAAAAGGCGUUAUUCGCAUCGAACACGUGCGCAUAUUAUCCACCAGAAUAAGGAUUCCUCGUGCUCCACCAAUCAGAGAUAUACGAACCACUGUUCGUAAUAUGGCAGCCGUCGACAAGAACAAGGAAGAUGAAAAAUCUCUGCUCUCUAGUUCA